This is a messenger RNA of Vitis riparia (riverbank grape), 1048 nucleotides long. RefSeq names its product lamin-like protein. Gene Ontology annotation, cellular component: plasma membrane. The coding region runs from base 97 to 612 and encodes 171 amino acids. The record is from RefSeq and is a predicted model, not a curated record. The transcript is spliced from 2 exons. Gene Ontology annotation, molecular function: electron transfer activity. NCBI's taxonomy places the organism in Eukaryota, Viridiplantae, Streptophyta, Magnoliopsida, Vitales, Vitaceae.
UCCAAGUUGCAGAUCUCUAUACACGCUACAAACUAAGCUAGCCUCUUCUUCUGGAGUGGAGCACUCAGAGCAGAGCAGGGAGAGAGAGAGAAGGCAAUGAGGUUCGGGACGCUGGAGCUGGCGGUGGUGCUAAUGUGCGCCGUGGUGCUGAUGUUGCCGGAGGUGUCGGCCACGCGGUGGACCGUCGGAGGGAACCAGGGCUGGAGCACCAACGUCAACUACACGGUCUGGGCCAAGGACAAGCACUUCUACAAUGGCGACUGGCUCUUUUUUGUGUAUGAUAGGAACCAGAUGAAUGUGUUGGAGGUAAAUGAGACAAACUAUGAGUCAUGCAAUUCCGAUCAUCCGCUUCACAAUUGGACUAGAGGUGCUGGAAGGGAUGUUGUUCCUCUUAACGUCACCCGGAAAUAUUAUUUCCUCAGUGGCAAGGGGUUCUGCUAUAGUGGAAUGAAGAUAGCUAUCAAUGUUGAAAACCCACCGCCCCCUCCCUCAGCUUCACCAAUAAAAGAAUCGAACGACUCUCCAAGUUCUAAUUACAGAGGCCAGAUUGUCGUACCAGCUGUUUUUGCCAUUGCCGCAGUGUGGGACUCAUUCCUCCGUCUCUACUGGUAACAGAUGGAUACCCGAAUUGCCUCAAGGUAAUCAUCUGUCAAAAAAAAAGAGUUGUGCUCCACUUUAUUUAUUUAUUUAUAUCUUUUGGGAGUUGAUUUGUGUGGUUGUAGUUUGACCUGCGAAAGGGUAAUCUUUAUGAUGAAAGCCUAGAGUGUUUGAAUUUUGAAAUGUAUGAGUAGUUGACAACAAAUCAAGAAUUGGAAGGCGUGAAAUGCGGAAUUAUGAAGUGUUUAGGUGAAAUGAAUGAAGCUAUCAUCUAUGGGGGGGCUUAGGGCUGAGACCCAUGUGAUUUGCUUCUAUUAUUUAUGAGAAAAUGACCCACUAAACCAUGUGGGUGACGUCUGUUUGUGAGGAAAUGCGCUUUUCUUGGUAAGUAGAUGGGAUUGUAUUUUAAAAGAGGGUAGAGGUUCAGGUGAAAAGUUGUUUGUUUCAUAAA